Molecule: messenger RNA, 3372 nt
Organism: Entamoeba dispar SAW760
Lineage: Eukaryota; Evosea; Mastigamoebida; Endamoebidae
Exons: 1
Coding region: 1-3372 (1123 amino acids)
Biological process (GO): protein phosphorylation
Molecular function (GO): ATP binding; protein kinase activity
Source: RefSeq, a predicted model, not a curated record
AUGGUUCAAACAACUAUUAUUUUUUGUUUUAUCAUGUUUUAUUCAUUUUCAAAUGCCACUGAGUGUAGCUGUAAUCUUUUACUUGAUUCUGAACAUUGCAUUGAAUGUAGUGAAGGUUGUCACCUCUCCUUAGAUCUCCCAGAAGGAGCAAUUGUUCCUAAUUUAAUAUGUAAAGCGGACAAUGUUCUUAAUUGUUACUUACAUGAUAAAAAUAUAUGUGUUCAAUGUAAAGAUGGAUAUUAUUUAAAAGAUAAUGAAUGUAAAGACUGUGAUAGUCUUAUUAGAGGAUGUAAAUAUUGUAAUGAUACUAAAUGUUUUGUUUGUGGUAAUGAUGAAGGAAAACAAUUGUAUCUCUCUAAUACUCAAGAUAAAUGUAUUGAUUGUAGUGAUACUAAUAAUGCAGAGUUAUGUGGCAGAUGUACUGAUGGAAGUUAUUUUGAUUCAACAACAAGAACUUGUCAAAAAUGUUUUAGUAAUUGUGAGUUAUGCACAUCAAGUACAAAUUGUUUUAAGUGUAGUAACAAAACUAUUUUAACAGAGUCAAAUGGUUUGUAUAAAUGUAUUCAAAUUGAUAAUUGUGAUUCAGAAUAUUCUAAAGAUGAUCACUGUGAAAAAUGUAUUGAUGGUUAUUAUCUUAAGAAUGGUAAAUGUUCUAAAUGUCAAGACGGAUGUAAUGUAUGUUAUGAAGAUACUCAAAGCAAUUCAUUAAAAUGUUCUGAAUGCGAACCUGAUAAAAUUAUGAAUAGUGGAAGUUGUUCUGAUGCUUCGAGUUUACAUUGUUUACAAGGUAGUCCAAUUUUUGGAUGCACAGAAUGUGAAGAAGGAUAUUAUUUUAGUUCAGACUAUACUUGUCAAAAAUGUAGCUCAAAUUGUAAUACUUGCAUUGGAACAUCUGACCAUUGUUUAAGUUGUGCAAAAGAUUAUUAUUUUGUUAAAGGACAAACAACAUGUAUACAUAUGGACUCUCAUUGUAGAUUAGCUGAUGAAUCUGGAUGUAAAGAAUGUAAUAACGAACUUGUUAAAGAACAUGAAAAUGACACAGGGUAUUAUAUUCCUGAGGGUUCACAAACUUGUCAACCUUGUGAGGAACAUUGUAAACUAUGUGAAAAAGAGUCAAACCAUUGUACUGCUUGUAUAGAUAACUAUCUUCUUAAAAAAGUUGAUGAUACAAAUGGAAAUUAUCAUUAUGAAUGUAUUGAAAAUGAUAAAAAAACAUGUAUUUCUACGGAAAUGGGGUAUUGUACCGAAUGUAUUGCAAAACAUUUUAUUGCUACUUCUGCAGAUGGACUAGAACAAGAAUGUACUUCAUGUGAUAAAUCAUGUGAUACUUGUGAAAAGAAUGACUCGUGUUUAACUUGUGCAAAGGAUUAUUAUUUACCAAGAAAUUAUACUGGAAAUAAAGUAAAUUCAUUAUGUAAACAACAAAGUGAAAUUAAUAUGACAUGUCAAGCUGGAACGUCUGGGUGUGAAGUUUGUAAUGAUGGGUAUUGGAUUAAUUUAGAUGAUGACACUCAAGCAAAUUGUACUGCAUGUCCUGAUGGAUGUUCUAAAUGUCAAUGGUCAACAAAUGAACAAAGAGUAAUUUGUUUAUUAUGUGAUACAACGGACCAAUAUGUUAAAAAUGGAGAAUGUGCUCCAUGUAAUGAACUAGAGCAUUGUGCCAGUUGUUCAGGAGAUAAAUGUACUAUGUGUGAAGACGGUUAUAGUUUAGAUGCAGGAUCAAUGUCUUGUUCAAAAACUAAUUGGGCAUUAAUUAUUCCAUUAAUUAUAGUAGCUGUUAUUAUCAUUAUUAUAAUUCUUAUUGUUAUUAUUGGUAUUAUUUGGUGGAGAAGAAGAAAAAGUGUUAAAGCAGAAUCUACUGCUAUUAAACCAUUCCAUGUAUCAUCAGAUCUUGAGUUAAUGCUUCUUGGAGCAGAUAAUGAAAAAUUCCCAUUGAAAACAGAUAAAUGGGAGUUAACAUUUAAUUUGGCUAAGUCUAAAGCAAUUGUUGAUCAAGAAUAUGAAGAAACAGUUAAAUUGGCUAAUAUAUCAAAGAAAGAAUAUUAUUUCGAAUUCCAUUAUACUCCAUCUCAUAAAUAUGAUAUUGUUAUCACUCCAAAUAACUCUACUUUAAAACCUGGAAAUGCUAUUCAAGUUACAUUUAAAAUUAAAGUAUUAUGUACUUGUUCAUUAUCUGAUCAAUUAGGCAUUUCUGCUAUGGACAUUGAUGAUCAAACGAAAGAAACUGCAGCAUUUACUAUUAUUAUUGAAUCUGAUUUAUCUUUGAAAUUAGAUCAUACUGAACUUAAACCAAUUAUGCCACCAAUUGGUGAAGGUGCUUUUGGUAUGGUAUUUAGAGGAACUUAUAGAGGAAGGGAAGUUGCUAUUAAAAAGAUGAAAGCAAGAAAUUUAACACAAGAACAAGAAAAAGAAUUUAAUCAUGAAGUAUCUAUGAUGACACAACUAAGACAUGUUUGUGUUGUAGAGUUGAUUGGAGCAGUUUAUACAGAAGGAGAAAUUUCAAUUGUUACAGAAUUUGCAGAAUAUGGAUCAUUAAGUAAGAUUUGGGGAAAACAAAAAAUUAGUUACCAAUUAAAAAUAAAGUUCUUAGAUGAUAUGGCUGUUGCAUUAUCUUAUCUUCACCAAAACCAAAUUAUUCACAGAGAUGUUAAAGGUGAAAACUUAUUAAUUUUCUCAAUAAAUCCUCAUUCACCUGUUUGUGCUAAAUUAACUGAUUUCGGUACUUGUAGAAAUAUUUCUGAAAGAAAUUUGAGUGUUAAAGAAUUAUCACAAGGUAUUGGAACACCUACUUAUAUGCCACCAGAAUGUCUUCAAAAUUCUACUGAUUAUUCAUAUCCAGUUGAUGUAUAUGCUUACGGUAUUGUAUUAUAUGAAACAUAUGUAGAACAUAAUGCAUAUGAUGGAGAUGAAAGAUUUAAUCAACCAUGGAUGAUUCCACAAUUUGUUAUUGAAGGUAAUAGAUUAUCAAAACCUGAUAGUAUUCCUGAUAAUUAUUGGGAAUUGACAACUAAAUGUUGGUCUCAAAACGCAGUUGAUAGACCUACAUUUGUUGAUAUCUUAAAAACGAUUGAAUCUUGGGGUGAAGACAUUAGAUAUGCCUUUAAUAUUGAAGGAGAUAAAAAAAUACAAGGUAGUGAUGCAUCAAGUUCUACCUCUGUACCAUCUAGUGCUCAAGAACCAUCAACUAAUUCUACUUCAACACCAACAGAUGAUAAACCAAGUUCAUCUUCUGAACAAAAAACUUCAAGUGAAAGUAAAAAGAAAUCAGAAAGUACUAAUCAAGAAGAAUUAAAAGAAAUAAUAUUAAAUGAACAAAUACAACAAUCAUCAAGUUCAUCUUCAAGUUCUGACUCAACUAGUUCAUCCAAUUGA